AUGUCUUCUCCCCGAGAAACUCGGGACCAGAAGAAGAUGUCACGGAUGACACGGAAGGGGGCCCUAGAGGUGGCAUCCCUCACCUCAUCCAUGGAUGAGGAUGAGGAGUAUGGCUUCCGAGAUCCAGACCAGGAGGUGGAUUCCCUGCCUCAGCCUUACCGCUUCAUCAACAAGAUGGUGACACUUAUUUUGGACCGGGCGUGGGAAAUGAUUGAGAAAAGAGAUGCGUUGCAUGAGGCUCAACGCAGCCGGCUGCGACCCACCACCUAUGGCCCCCAGGCCGAGAGCAAGCUCAGCAGCAAGCCCACCUGCAUGGCUGUUUCCCAAGAGUACAUGUUUAUUGGUGGCGCCAACGGCUUCUCCAUCUACAACCUGCUCAGCGGGUAACAGCUGUAUGUCUGGGAGAAGUUGAAGGUGGAGGUCACAUCCAUCUGGACCCGUGGACUUGGAGGCGAGACCCUCCUUGUGCUCCUGGAUGAGAACGGCACUGUCAGGCUCCUCUACUUCUGCAGGGAUUGUCUUUACCUCAUCAAAACCAUCAAUGACACAGAAGAAGCCAACAAGCAAACAACCUGCGUCAAGAAGCAGCUCUCAGUCGGAGGGGACUUCGCUGCCUUCCUCCUGCAAGGGGCUGGCGACCUCUGGCUGGAGGUGUACAGAUUGCCCAAGGAGGCUUGGCUCAAGGAGGUGGAGCACCCCCAGAUCUCUGUGAAUUCCAAGAAAAAGGCCAAACAUCUACAACAGAGAGACAUGGGACCAGUGUGUAGUGAUCCCAUCUGGCAGGAUUCAGGCAUCUCCUACAAAGCAGACAUCAAGCUGAGUCCCCCGGUGCAGAUCAUGAAGAUCAAACCACCCAAAAACCAAUCGUUAAGGUCGAUUGUUCUCUUGGUAGGCACCACCCUGAAAAGCCCCCUGGAGGUCUUUGCCCGGGUUGAAGACAACAACAGCCUGGGCUGGGGGCAGAACCACUACAUCAAGGAGACCCAGUGGGAGCAGGAGGCCUGCCAUCUUCAACACAGCCCUACAAAGGCUUCGCUGAGUGGGGAGUGGGGCGAGGAGCCGCCCAGGCACAGCUACUUUUCACUUCUUCCUCUAUGGGAGUAUGAUCUCACCACCUUCGGAUGCCAGGAGCCCCCCGGACCAGGCCCAGUGCUCUGUCAUAUGCCCGUCUCCCUUCCAGGGGUACCUUGUCUCCUCGGCCUCCACUGGAUGGGGACCCAUAACUUCCUCUUCUUCUCACUUAACCGGACUCUGAAGGAUAAGGCAGACCCCGAGGGCGUGUGGCCCUUCGCGGCGCCCAUCACUAUGUCACAGCUAAACCAGACCUGCACCUACCUGAUGGUGGCCUGUGAGGAUGGGGUGCUGACUUUGUGGGACGUGCAAGAAGGGAUUCCCCUGGGGGUGGUGGCACUGCCUGAGGGCUGUGCGUGCCAGAGCCUCCACUACCUGAAGCCAUAUCUGGAGCACAAAGGCCGCAGCCUGUUCCCUGACCCCCCACCCCAGUGGCAUAUGCAGUGCGCAGUGCUGUGCUCAGACGCCUCCCUCCACCUAGUCUCGGCCCAGGGCACCCAGGACCUGUCCAUCCGGGUCCUCGUGGACAGGCCUGUCAAAUUCCUGGAUGAAGUCAUCUGUGAUGUGGCUCCGGUCGGGAGCUUACCUGGCAUGAUGCUGCUCUUCUUCCAGAACGGCCUAGUGCAGCUCCUGGACGUGACCAUAACACAGACCAUCUGUGCCUUCGCACCCCUGACACCCCAGCACUUGACCGGGCCCUGGUGCCCCAUGUUCAUUGUGUCUCCCCAGCAUCCCUUCUUCUUGAUCCAAGGUCUGGGAGGGGCUUUGAGCCAGAGAGGGGGGCAUUUCCCCAUCAGUCCCAUUCCCAAGCCUAGGGUUGCCCCAGCCUUCUCCUUUGAGUCCUGGGACCCCCAUAGCUCCCCCCAAUGA
Molecule: messenger RNA, 1941 nt
Organism: Suncus etruscus (white-toothed pygmy shrew)
Lineage: Eukaryota; Metazoa; Chordata; Mammalia; Eulipotyphla; Soricidae
Gene: WDR93
Product: WD repeat domain 93
Biological process (GO): electron transport chain
Molecular function (GO): protein binding
Source: RefSeq, a predicted model, not a curated record